UACAAAGUGUCAUAAUUUGUUUAAUGAUACGAAAGGAUACUAAUAAAAAAUAAAUAAUAUGACGAAUUUAUGCAGAUUAUGUGUUAGUACUGUAGAUCCAUCGAACGCAAUUGAUAUAUUUAAAGAACAUUAUAAAAAGAACUUAGAAAUAAUUGAAUCUGUAAUUGAUUUUAAGCUCGUUGAUUCUUUACCACAAUACAUUUGCUUAAUUUGCGAAAAUAUGGUAGAGGAAGCACAUAAAUUCCGAAUACGAUGUAAAAGAGCUCAACAAUAUUUUAACAGCCAAAAGUUUAAAGUAAGAUGUAACAAUGCGUUAUCACCUCAAGCAGACUUACUUACUCAUGAUGAUGUCAUUGAAGACGUUAUUGUGAAGGAUGAAUCUUCUGAAGUUGAAUAUGUUUUAUCAGAUAUAACUACAGAAACAGAAAGCAAAUAUUGUGACACAAAUGAAUACGAUUCAGAAACAAAUACUAUUGAAGAAGUUACGAUUGACGAAGCGGAAAUGGAAGUGAAAAUGAGUGAAGAUAAAGAUUUUAUUGAUAACCAUGCAGAAAUAGAUGAUGUUGAAAAUAAAAAUAAAGAAGAUGAUGAUAUGGUUAUAAAACAAAUAAUUAAAGAAAUAGAGGAUGAGAAAAAAAUUUUUAACGAAAAUAAAAAGAAAAAUCAAAUAUUGCCAUAUAUGUGUGAGAGGUGCGGUCAUUCUUUCUCAAGUUGGAACCAAUGUCUCGCACAUAUGCGACGACAUGUCGGAGACAAACCAUUUCAUUGCACGUAUUGCCCUAGCAAAUUUGUUACGAAUACGGAACUUAAACGUCAUGUUCGCACACAUACUGGUGAACGUCCAUACAAAUGUAGUUACUGUGAAAGCAGCUUUUCCGAUUUAUCAACAAAAGUUCAGCAUGAAAGAUCUCAUACAAAUGAACGCCCUUAUAAAUGCAAACAUUGUGGUAAAGGAUUUAGAUCAACAGACCGUUUAAAGAACCAUGCGCUGAUACACACGGGUGAACGUAACUUCAGUUGUACUAUCUGUGAUAAAUCAUUUCAACGUCGAACCCACUUAACUGCUCAUAAUAAAUCGAAGUCACAUAAAAAAAAAGUAUCUAGUACAUAGCUUGGUGUAUAAAUACCAAAUAUUACAACCCUUUUAAAAUUUUUUUAUUUAUAUUUUUUCUUACAUUUCUUUAUUCCUAAUGUGUUAAUAAUGACACGACUUAAAUUUUUAAAAAGUAUUCUAUUUAUUUGAUAUAAUAUGUAUUAAUAUAAAUUAAGUUUAGAAGUGGGUUCUGUGCUUAAUAUACUGUUAAUGCUGGAAAUAUGUUGUUGUUGUAACUUUUAUUGAAAGAAAAGAGCGGCACUUGGUCUAAAAACACGAAUGGCCUCGGACCAUAACACCAUAACACCCUUUCCUUUCUGCUUAUUUAAUAUAAGAAACAUAUAGUAUAAAAAUAAAUUAUAAUAAAUUUAUUUAUUAAUUCAAGGUCUUGUUUAUAUGAAAUAUAUUUA
Molecule: messenger RNA, 1503 nt
Organism: Teleopsis dalmanni
Lineage: Eukaryota; Metazoa; Arthropoda; Insecta; Diptera; Diopsidae
Product: transcription factor Ouib-like
Exons: 6
Coding region: 59-1111 (350 amino acids)
Biological process (GO): regulation of transcription by RNA polymerase II
Cellular component (GO): nucleus
Molecular function (GO): RNA polymerase II cis-regulatory region sequence-specific DNA binding; DNA-binding transcription factor activity; zinc ion binding
Source: RefSeq, a predicted model, not a curated record